Molecule: messenger RNA, 312 nt
Organism: Prorocentrum cordatum
Lineage: Eukaryota; Dinophyceae; Prorocentrales; Prorocentraceae
Source: the annotation of a GenBank genome assembly
AUGCGCAUGCAGUUCAAUGCUGGGCGCGAGGGCACGGCAGAUGCGAGCAAGUGCACGAAGGAGAAGAUAGGCACCGAUGGCAAAACGGACGGCGAGGAGGACGAGAGUCCGUUCGCCCACAUGGACACCAUCCUGCUCCCAGAGGACAGCGUCAAGGGCGUCUGCACGUAUAAGGCGAAGCGCAGAAAGGCCAAGAGUCAGGUCGAGGGCUCCGAGCCCCCGGUGAAGCUCAGAAUGGCACGAUCUUGGACCAACCAGAUGCUGAAAGACCGCGGGGUGCAGCCGUCGCCGUUCGCGAAGGACGACCUAUGA